This is a messenger RNA of Sporothrix brasiliensis 5110, 2301 nucleotides long. RefSeq lists its product as uncharacterized. NCBI's taxonomy places the organism in Eukaryota, Fungi, Ascomycota, Sordariomycetes, Ophiostomatales, Ophiostomataceae. Bases 1 to 2301 code for a protein of 766 amino acids. The record is from RefSeq and is a predicted model, not a curated record. The transcript has a single exon.
AUGGCUAACUCGUCUUUCCUCUCCCGCUUCUCGCUGUCCCGCGACGACUCGCCCGUGCUUCCACUGCACACAAAACCGCUGCGCCACAAGCCAAGCGAGUACGACCUCGAACAGCUCUCACCACGCCCGUCGCAGUCUGUCCUCUUCUCCGCAUCUGAUCCUGAACCACCCGACUUCUUCCCCAGAUCUCCCCCCUCCAAGUCCGGCCCAUCGUCCGUCGCUUUCGCCUACCGGGAUGCUUGCCGAGAUCAGCCGUCCUCAUCGCGGGCUUCAUCCCGCCGGCCGCGCAACUACGACUACGCCGAGGAUCAAACGGCCAGCCGGGCGACGCAACCCCCGCUCUUUGCGGGUCCGCCGCCGCCCAUUGCUACAUCCGUUCUCAUGUUCCGUGAUGUCGAAGGCAGCAGCGGAUCCGCCCUUGAAUACGGUCGGCGCCACGGUGGCGGCAACAGCAGAAACAAACUCAGCGCAGAGACCGCCACAGCGGCGUCUUCCAUUCGGCUUCCAACAAGCACGGUCCUCUUGGAACCUCGACAAACGACAGCCGGGAAUAGGCAGCGCAGACGCGAUGGCACGCAAUUUGACGGCGACUCUACAUGGACAAUACUGCAGCGCCGCGAGCGUGCCCUCCAAAAUGAGAUACAGCACUUCUUGGACGUCCAGUCGUCGGGCCUGUCGGCGGGACUGGGCCGCGGACCGCUAAACCCGCGUCCCAGCCCUGACCCUUCAAGCGGCGGUGGGGGGCGUAGCAGAGGCAGCAGAAGCAACACCAGAAGCAACACGCCUACUGCAGAGUCCAUUGCCGGCCGGUCUCUCCGCCUGCCCACCGAGCGUGCCGCGCCGACCGGUGCCGUCAUACCGGUUCGCCAGCCCAAGCCACGCAAGCUGGGCCUCCGGGCGGCGCGGGCAGGGCUCGCCCGCAGCAUCUCGCUGCUGGCCGACCUCAAGGCGGAAGAGGAUGAGUCGCUUACGAUGGCGCUGCAAGCACGGAAGCGCGCUCUGGCCCAUCUGCGCCGCCUAGCGAGUCGCCGCAGCGACAUUGCACGCGAGCUGCAGUCCUUGGAGACGGACGACGCCGAGCCACUGACGCGCGAGCUUGCCACCUUGCGCAGUGCACAUGCCAGCACCACCCAACAGAUCACUGAGCUCGAGGACCAGCUGACCAUGCUGCGGCAGCGCAAGAGAACAUUGGAGGGACGCAUUGAGGACGCUGUGAACCAGCGUGAGUCCGGGCUCAGCGGCUACCGCGGUGCGCUCAAGGACGUGGACGCACAGCUGACGGCAGUGCUGCGCCGGCCGCCCAUCCAACCGCUCGACAUUGACGCGUUGGGUGCACAUGCUGGGAACAGCGAACGCCCGCAAGAAGGCGGUAUCCGGCUAGAGGAGCGAGACAAUGUGCUUGGCGACGGCGACACCAACGAAGACAUCGAUGCUUCUGCCGGAUUGGAAUUUCUACGCCUUCUCCCCGAGAGACGCACAGCCGAGAUGGCACGUUUUUGGUGGGAGAAUGAGGUCCGGCUUCUGGGGCGACGCAAGGCCGAGGUCGAGUCGGAACGUGCUGCUCUCGAAGAAGGUGGCGCAGUCUGGCAGGAAGCUGUCCAGCUCGUGUCCGACUUUGAGGCCAAUCUGCGCCGGGAAAUGGCGAGCGACAUAGACGAGGAUGAUGUUGGCGCCGAUAAGGGCAAGACAAGAACGCCGACACCGGAAGAGCGCAUGCGAAAACAGCUGCAGACAAUGGCGACGGUGAUCAAGGGCCUGCGUGGCCAUGUGGAGAGAGCGGAGGACAAGGGCUGGAAUCUACUCAUCUGCGCAAUUGGGGCUGAGCUUGAGGCCUUUCAGGAGGCGCGAAAUCUGCUGCGACAGUCGCUGCGCGAUGCUGGCCUUGAUAUUGAGGACGAAGAGGAUGAUGGAGAUCACCAGACCAGCACCGACAAUAGCCAGCUCAUUGCCACUCUUGGCCCAAGCACGACAAAGUCUGCAACGCCGCCGGGGUUCGUCCUGGACGGCCUCGAGGACAGCUCGGCCACGCCCCGGCUGGCCCGCUCUGUAAGCGAUGGAUCGGCUGUGGCAGCAAGAGGUGGCGAUGAUCGCGACGGCUACCAUACGGCGUCGGAGAGCGACGACAACGAUGUUCCGCCGGGGCUGCUUAUUCCGGAAGAGCAUGGGCAGGAUCAUGACGAAGAAUCGAACAGCGCAAACGGAAGCCAGAGCCGCCACAACGACAAGGAUGAUAGCAGCGAGAACGAGAUUCCACCCGAGUUUCUAUCAGAACAUCACCCAGACGAUGAUAACGAGCCAUAG